AUGCUCUCUGCAUAUGGGGCCUGCGAGCAGAGAAGCUACAAGGGGCCCUCAGCUGUGUACCGAGAGCUCGUCCGCUAUCUGAGAGCCGUGACCAGCUCAGAGAGAAUCAGGCUCCAGGAUCUUCAUGACAAGGUCCCUUUCUACCUCUGCAAGACCGGAGACUUCGUAGGUGCUGUGGAGGCGCUGCUGGCACCCACCAGCCAGGCCUGCUGCCCUGCCUGCCGGCUCACGCCCUCCAACUUCCAGUACUACCUUAAGAUGCUCUGGACCAGCAGCGUUCCCACAGGCAACCAACUGCAGGGCGCAGACCAGUGGGUGUUCAAAGGAGGUGAGACUCCCCCAGUCCCUACUAUGCUCCCUGCAGGUGAGACCGCUCAGAUCCGUCAGCUCUAUGUGCCCACAGGCUCCCUGGUGAAACCCUAUAUGCUGGUGAAGCAGGCCCUGCGCAUGCUCUAUCGCAACCCAACCCUGUACCAAGAUAUACAGAGCUGGGGCUUCCUGCUUGCCCUGUGGGGCAGCAGCUCUGCUCUGGGACCCAACGGCCUGACCCGCCAGGCCCUGCAAGUGCCCCCACCCUCCUUCCAGACGAUGGUCCUGACAGCUGGCGACACCAUCCUGCGUGACCUAAGUAGCCAAGUGACACCUGUCCUGCCUGCCCACCUCUUCAACUCCUCUCUGUGCCGAGAGGCCUGCCUGAUUCUCUGCAUCCAGGCCACUGUCCAGAUGCUGCUGGCCCAGCUGCCCCAGCUUCCACCGCUGCUCAGCCUCAUCUUGGACCUUGGGGAGAACUUGUGGGCACUGGAACUGCUGCUGGAGAGCAUCCAGCACAGAGCCCCUGACAUGGUGGACAUGGUCAGACAGGAGUUAAGUGACCAGCAGUGCGUCCUCUUGGAGGCGUGGCAGGCACUGGGCCCCAACUACGUGGGUGAACUGCUCUGCCUACUCCUGGGCUCCAGGGUGCCAGAGCUACAGGCUCUCGGUGUCGCCCUCAUCCACCUGGUGGCCAGAAACCUGAACCGGUGUCCCUGGGCAAAGUUGCUGGACCUGCAGCGUCUCAGAGUAAGUGUCCAUCCACCCGGGGCUGCCCUGAAGGGCUCAGGCGGCCACGUUGCCCACAUCCGCCUUACCGCAGACCUUCAAGAGCCCACACCUGGGAAUGGCUGAGCACCUCCAGCUGAGCCAGAUCCUGGCCAUCAUAGAGAGCACGUGAUUUGCAGAGGGAGAAUGAGUGGACCGCGAGCCCUGGCCCCAAAUAGGGGACCCCGUCCUCCUGGACUCGGUGCCUGUGCAUGCACACGAGUGCCUGAGGACUCUGGAUUCUUGGCAAGAAUAAUGUGAGAGUUAAUUUCCUUGGUGAGUUGCUGUUGAAUAAAGGGAUAUUUUUGUUAUUUC
Suncus etruscus (white-toothed pygmy shrew) is the source of this 1392-nucleotide messenger RNA. RefSeq lists its product as uncharacterized. Lineage: Eukaryota; Metazoa; Chordata; Mammalia; Eulipotyphla; Soricidae. The record is from RefSeq and is a predicted model, not a curated record. Bases 1 to 1164 code for a protein of 387 amino acids. The transcript has 9 exons.